This is a messenger RNA of Ixodes scapularis (black-legged tick), 2969 nucleotides long. RefSeq names its product tyrosine-protein kinase SYK. The record is from RefSeq and is a predicted model, not a curated record. NCBI's taxonomy places the organism in Eukaryota, Metazoa, Arthropoda, Arachnida, Ixodida, Ixodidae. Gene Ontology annotation, molecular function: non-membrane spanning protein tyrosine kinase activity; ATP binding; signaling receptor binding. Gene Ontology annotation, biological process: cell differentiation; innate immune response; cell surface receptor protein tyrosine kinase signaling pathway. Bases 57 to 2969 code for a protein of 970 amino acids. Gene Ontology annotation, cellular component: extrinsic component of cytoplasmic side of plasma membrane. The transcript is spliced from 18 exons.
AAACGGCCGCAUGCGAGAGUUCGGAGUCUAGGAAUGAGGCACCGCGUCGCCGCGCCAUGACCAUCCGGGCGGGCAGCGGUGGUAGCGGGGCGGGCAGCGUAGUGGCUCCGGAGCCGUGCCUGGGCGACGCCACCGAGGACGACGACGAGGAGCCGCUCGAGGAGUCCGCCUGCUUCUACGGCUCCGUGAGCCGCGAGACGGCCGAGUGGAUCCUCUGGGAGCGGGGCUGCGCCGACGGGCUCUACCUGCUCCGCCGGAGCGGCGCCGACUACGUGCUCUCCCUCUGCUUCGACCGGAGCGUUCUCCACUACAGGAUACGGAGGCUAUCCGGCGCCGGCGUGGAGCUAUGCGGUCUGCCCGGCCAGCAGUUCCGGGACCCAUGGGCGCUGCUGCACGGUGUCCAGGGACUGGCCACCCGGCCCACACUGCCCUGCAACCGGGCGCGGGACGCCAUGCUGCCGCCCACCCACUGGGGCAUCGGGGACGACACCGUCAGGGCCUUUAUGCUGCUCAAGGCCCGCCAGUGGGGCAUGGACGAGUCACAGCUGGAUACCCCCCGCGCCGCCGAGGCCGCCCCGGGCUCCCCGGGAGACCUCCGUUCCCUGCUGAGCAAGACGCUCCACGAAAUCCAACCCUGGUUCCACGGACCCCUGUCCCGGACAGACGCCGAAAAGAGGCUCCAGGACUCCGGUCAUCUGGACGGAAAGUUCCUGGUCCGCGAGCGUGACGACAGCAGCUACGCUCUCUGCCUCAGCCACGGCGACUCGGUGAAGCACUACAAGGUGGACGUGACGCCCUCCGGGGAGUUCGCCAUCCAGGACGGACAACGGUUCCCCAGCAUCAUGUCGCUCAUCAGUCACUACACGCUGUUCAGCGACGGCCUCUGGUGUCCGCUUACGGAGGCUUGCGUUAGACCGGACUGUGUGCUGGCGCAGCCGUCUCCGUCACACGCCGAGAGAGGGCAGGACUCGCCGCCCCACCACCACCACCAUCACCAUCAUUACCAUCAUCAUCAUCAACAGGCGCAACUGCGGGGAAGCCCAGGCUCGAGGCUACUCGGGUCGUUGGGCUCGGCCCGCGCGGGAAUUUUGAAUCGACUUGUGGCCAGCAUUUCCCCGCAGCAAGCGAUGGAGCGUUCUCGCACGAUGCCUCGGCUGCGCGCCCCCUCGCGGCUGUCCUGUUCGUCGCCACCGCUUUCGUCGGCCACCGCUUCGUCGGCGGUGGUGACGAAACCGGAGCCCCGGCGCCAGAGCGCGGCCAGCAGGCUUCACAAAGCGUCCAGCUUCGACCAUCUGCUGCCGGGCUUCAUCACCUACCUAUUCUCGGGAGACUCCGACGGGGAACGCAAGACGAUGCGUCGCAAGAGUUCGGGACCAAAGCGUCUGCCGGAGAUGGAACAAACGCUGCCUCGGGGCCUGGGCUGUGGCUCGGCGAGGGAGUUCUGCUGCUCGGCCGUGGGACAGGCCCCGUCGCCUCGGCGCGGGGGCGGCUGGCCCCCUGGGCAGCCCCCGCCGCCCUCCCUGCCGCCGCCCCCGCCCCCGAGACCCGUUCCAGCCCCGAGGCACUCUCUGGUGCGGAGGGACUACCACGACCUGGGUCCCGUCUACGCCAACAACCAGGCACUCUCGGCCAGGUUGCAGAUGGGCGCAGACGACACGACGCCCAUACCCGAGGAGCAGGAGGAGGAACGCUCUUGCGAGGGCGCCCUGAUCGACCUGGACUGCGACGGCGACUGCGUGGCGCCCGUGUGUCGGCGGAGCGCCUCGUCUCCCAGCGUGGGCUCCCGCGCCCUGGUGCUGUCGGACCUGGACUCGUUCCCGCAGCCCGUGCCGCUUCCAGACGGAGCUCGGAGUCCUUCCCCUACUCUUAUCCUCUUCUCCGAGUUGGAUAAGGAAGACGGGGGGGCGAAGGUGUGCGGCGACCUUGAAGAAGGCCCGUACGAGGAGAUAGACGCCUCCAGCCUCUCGGACUCGACCACGCUGCCCGGUUCGGACGGCACCGGCAGUCCCUCCGAGGGUGACCUCAUCGACACGGACACGCUUGCAGUCCGCCCCAAGGGAAAAGGAGGCCGUGCAUUGCUGGAGAGGUCGCGCAGCGAGCCGUCCUCCCCCGACAGAUACCUGCCCACCACCGGCGUGGACGGGGCAUCCAAGGCAUGGCUGUCGAAAGAAGAAUCAGAGUCUGCGUAUCAUGCCAUGAAACGUUUCUGCAGCGGACCCAUGAGUCUGGACUCGAAGUGCAUCGUCCUCAAGGACAAAAUAGGGGUCGGCAACUUUGGAGAAGUGCACAGGGCCGUCUUUGGGACCGGCUCCGUGGAGGUUCAGUUUGCGGUCAAGAUGCUAAAGGAGACCCUGGUCGGCAGCCACAAGGAAGAAAUAAUGAACGAAGCACAGACCAUGGCGCAGUUGGACCACCCACACAUUGUGCGACUCAUUGGCGUGUCCCAAGGCCAAGCCCUGAUGCUGGUGAUGGAGCUCGCACCAUUGGGUCCCCUGAACCGGUUCCUAAAGAUGAACAGGGAGCAGCUGGAGGCGGGCCGGGUGCUGUCGCUGGCGUUGCAGGUGGCAGGUGCCAUGGAGUACCUCGAGGCGCGGCAGCUGGUGCACCGUGACCUGGCGGCUCGGAACGUCCUUCUCGUCAACGACCGGUUCGCCAAGAUCAGCGACUUCGGAAUGACACGGGCGCUGGGCCUCGGAAAAGACUACUACAAGGCGCAGGCGGCUGGCAAGUGGCCGCUCAAGUGGUACGCCCCCGAGUGCAUAUACUUCUUCAAGUUCAGCACCAAGUCGGACGUGUGGAGCUUUGGGGUCACCCUAUGGGAAGCCAUGUCCUACGGGGAGCGCCCUUACCAGGGCAUGACGGGGCAGACCAUCCUGGCCAUGCUGGAAGGCGACCACAGGCUCGAAAAGCCCAAGGACUGCCCAGAUUGCAUCUACGAGCUGAUGCGCAGCUGCUGGAGCUACAGGUGA